Molecule: messenger RNA, 6233 nt
Organism: Oryzias melastigma (Indian medaka)
Lineage: Eukaryota; Metazoa; Chordata; Actinopteri; Beloniformes; Adrianichthyidae
Gene: kctd3
Product: potassium channel tetramerization domain containing 3
Exons: 20
Coding region: 535-3090 (851 amino acids)
Biological process (GO): protein homooligomerization
Molecular function (GO): protein binding
Source: RefSeq, a predicted model, not a curated record
AACACUUACAUGUAGUUCUUCUAUGUACCUUUUUUGUCGUCGUGUUAGUGACACCUUUGAAAUCCACGCGUACGGUAGGAACUGAAAAAUUGUUUCAAAAUGUAUAAGGAACUUGUCUUUCAAGUUUUAGUGAACGCAUAUGUCCUUAAAAAUAGAAAUGUAAAGCUCACCAAUUUGUUUCAGCAAAACAGGAAGUUACCAGAGGGGAAGCAUCUUGGCUGCUUUACGUACGUUUUGCCUUCGCUUCACGUCAUACACUGUGUGCAAGCUGAUACCCAAAGAUUUACAUGCGGGGCAGUGAUGCAAGCGAGCCUACGGGGAAAUAAUGAAGGCGUUGCUGCUUUUUGAAUAAAAAACAAGACAUGUUCUGAAGAAAUAAAGACCCCUUUGUUGUCUUUUCGUCCAUUAUGUGAAUGUUGGACGAUGCCGUGGCUGUUCCACACACAUACGCCGUGUGUAGUGGAUACUUUAUGGACGGCUGGACGAGGAAGGAGAGGCUGAAGCUGAAAGACUUAGGGGUUCAUAUCAGUCGUCAUGGCCACGAAUGACAACACUUCACCACCCGGAGUGGGAGAAAUCAUCCAGUUAAAUGUCGGUGGGUCAAGGUUCAGCACAUCCAGACAGACUCUGAUGUGGAUCCCAGACUCUUUCUUCUCUAGUUUACUUAGUGGAAGGAUUUCCACUCUUCGAGAUGAAACUGGAGCUAUAUUUAUCGACAGGGACCCAACAGCUUUUGCCCCGAUUCUCAAUUUUCUGAGAACGAAGGAACUGGAUCUAAGAGGCGUUAAUAUCAGCGUCCUGAGACAUGAGGCAGAAUUCUAUGGAAUCACUCCCUUAGUGCGACGCCUGCUGCUGUGUGAGGAAUUGGACCGUUCCUCAUGUGGUAGUGUCCUCUUCCAUGGUUACCUGCCACCGCCAGCCGUGCCAGCGCGAAAGUCCAGCCCUGCUUCAGCGUCCUCUAACGAGCGUCCAGGUCCGAGUGGAGCAGAGAGUUUUUCCCGAGUUGCGUCUCUUCCUGGUGCUGAAGAUACCAUCAAACUGGCUCCUGUCAUUGACCCAAGGAAGGUGUUGAUUAUAGCAGGACACCACAACUGGAUAGUGGCAGCUUAUGCUCACUUUGUCAUCUGUUACAGGAUUAAAGAAUCAACAGGGUGGCAGCAAGUGUUUACUUCCCCUUACCUUGACUGGAGCAUUGAACGGAUUGCACUAAACGCCAAAGUGGUGGGCGGGCCGCAUGGAGACAAGGAUAAGAUGGUGGCUGCAGCCUCUGAAAGCAGAAUUAUUCUCUGGAGCAUCCAAGAUGGAGGCAGCGGGAAUGAGAUAGGCGUAUUCAGCCUCGGCGUUCCUGUUGAUGACCUUUUCUUCAUUGGGAACCAGCUUGUGGCUACGAGUCACACAGGAAAGGUUGGGGUUUGGAAUGCCGUCACUCAGCACUGGCAGGUUCAGGAUGUGGUUCCCAUCACCAGUUGUGACACUGCAGGAUCUUUUCUGCUACUAGGCUGCAAUAAUGGUUCUAUCUAUUACAUAGACAUGCAAAAGUUCCCCCUGAGGAUGAAGGAUAAUGACCUUUUAGUGACAGAGCUCUACCACGACCCUUCAAAUGAUGCCAUCACAGCACUCUCCGUGUACCUCACUCCUAAAACCAGUGUGAGUGGGAACUGGAUAGAAAUAGCCUAUGGAACCAGCAGUGGGGCAGUGAGGGUGAUUGUGCAACACCCGGAGACAGUCGGAUCAGGUCCUCAGCUCUUUCAGACGUUCACAGUGCACAGGAGCCCAGUGACCAAAAUCAUGCUGUCUGAAAAACACCUGGUCUCAGUGUGUGCAGAUAAUAACCAUGUCCGGACGUGGACGGUGACCCGGUUCAGAGGGAUGAUUUCAACCCAACCGGGAUCCACCCCUUUAGCAUCAUUUAAAAUACUAUCACUGGAGGAGACGGAGAGUCAUGGCAGCUACUGCUCUGGAAAUGAUAUAGGUCCAUUUGGAGAGAGAGAUGACCAACAGGUUUUCAUACAGAAGGUCAUACCCAUCACCAACAAACUGUUUGUGAGGCUCUCUUCAACCGGGAAAAGGAUCUGUGAGGUGCAGUCAGUGGACGGCACCACCAUCACUUGCUUCAUGGUAAGGGAGUGUGAGGGUUCCAGUCGGAUGGGAUCCCGACCGCGACGCUAUCUGUUCACGGGACACGGCAAUGGCAGCAUCCAAAUGUGGGAUCUGACCACGGCGAUGGACACGGCCAACAAAGGAGAGGAGAGAAAGAAAGACGAUAUAGGAGGACCAACCGAGGAGGAGCUGCUGCAGCUGCUGGACCAGUGUGACCUGAGUACUUCUCGCUGUGCAACGCCAAACAUUAGCCCCGCCCCAUCAGUCAUGCACCACACACAGCUCAGAGAGUCCUGCUCCAGUCUGCAGUUACAGGCACCGGAGCCCAUUCCCGAGAGCCAGGCCACUUAUGGAGCCGUGCGGCCCUACAGAGAGAGCCCCCUGCUGGCUCGAGCUCGCCGGACCGAGUCUUUCCACAGCUACAGAGACUUCCAGAACUUCAGCUUGAGUCGGGGAGGUCUGGACCAGACGGGUCAGACGUCCUGCCAAGGCUCCCUCCAGGCUGCUGAUGCGCGCCGUUCCUUCUGCGACUUUGGACCUCAGGACAUUGAGAGGAGACCCUCAAUUAUGGAGCUUUGGGCUUCCCGCACCAACAGCGUAAGCUCCAGUUCCACCGUCGGGGGGUUUUCGGUGACUAAAGCAGAAGGCAGUCAUGAAUCGCCACGGCAACCUCCAGACAGCCCAGUUCCAGGAGGGGACGUCAGGCAAAAAGUGCACGCUCAGCUGGAGGAGGGGGAUGCAGGGGGAUCUGGAGGUGACGGCGUGAAGGCGGAGGGAGGCGUGAAGAAGAAAGGAGUGUUGGAAGGAGGCUUUCUGGGCAGAAAGAGGGCUCCCCCUGUUCCCCACUUUUCCCUUCCAUCCGGAUCUGAAGGUGGAGGCAGCGACUCAUCUGCAAACGCCUCGCCCUCUCCAACCAAACUAACUGCCUCCACCUCCCCACGGCAGAAGAAGCUGGCGGCUGAAGCCUCCAGUCAGGACAGCAGCCUGUAACAGAGCCCCCCCAAUCCCAGACAAUGGCUGAACUUCAGCCUGAAUUUACAAACUAAAAGAGAAACAAAAGUUCCAGUCUUGGUUUGGGGAGCCCACAAACCUAAAAACUAUCAUGUUUACUCAUCCCUACAUGAAGGGGGAACAUCUCAACACUAAUAUCACGACAUCUCAAACCGAGCAGGAAAAUAUCUGACUGCAUAUCAGCUUUUGGAGUUUAGAUCAUCUCUGUUUUUCGGCGUUGAUGUUUGCAUUUUUAGGUUUAUGCUGCGUCCUGAUGAGCUGAUGAAAGGAUUGUGUCGCUGCUACUCACACAAAGAUUUGUUAUCCAAACACAUCAGAGGUCAUCUAUUAGAUUGACCGUUUCAGGAAAUCAUCUACUCCAUUUAAGUAGAAGUUUUGAUGUUUGACCAAUGAGACGAAGACCUGACUGAUCUGAAAUCAGAGAUCAUUGCAGUAUGUGUAAUUGUUGUUAACUAAAACACUUCACUUUAGCUAGGAAUGAGCAGUUACUUGAAAGCCUUUACUCCUGUAGACAGACGUGUUUGUUACAUAGAAAGACACUGAUGGAUUGCCUAAGAAUACUCUGAGAUAGUUUUUAGCGAUUUCCUUCAAUACUUUAUUUAUUUAUACUACACAGAAUCACACCGAGUGUCAAGUUUUUACCCAUUUAUUUGCAGAAAUAGUCUUUCAAAAGACAACUACAGUGAUUCUGCAGUGAUGCCGUGCAUGAUCCCACUACAUUUUUUGAUAAAUAUUUUUUUAGCGUUCGCCACUUUCAACCUGCACUCGAUAAAAAGAACCUGCAAAUACACUUUAUCACUAUAACCCUCUCAAAGCGGGCUUUAUAAGUAUUGUUUAGUGCAGCAUGGCUGUUGCAGUGCCUUACUUAGCCGUGUUUGUGUCUUAGUUGAAACAUUGUGUGACCAAAGGUUGGCGACGGUGGAGAUGAUGGUGAAGUGACAGGAAAAGGACCUUAAUCUAACUUUGACUGGAGAAAAAAUACAACAUCUUCACAGCAGGUUUUAGUAAACUAUAGUUGUAAGGAAGCUUGUAACGUCUGGGGAAAAAAGGGAUCUGGUACGAUGUGAACUUUUUUUCCCCACAUGAACCAGAGCACCAAACAGAAGCAGCUGAAUGGGAUGUUUUCUAUGAAGGCCAAAAACUGUCGAAGUAAUUUGUGAAGGUUUAUCAACAUUUGAGCUUAGCGCUUCAUUAUCUGCAGUAUUUCAUCUCCAAGCAUCAAAGUGGAUCAAAUCCAGCAGCUGUUGAACAUCUUUCUCAGUUUAUUUCUUCAGAACAUUCGCGACAAUGUUGGUGCUGUUUGUACCCAGAUGGAAAGGAGGAUGCACUAACAGUACUGACAGCUGAUGAACCUUAGUUCAAAAAUAUGCAUUCAUGUGUGUGACGACGUGUUUACGUGAACGUACUGAAUUCAGUCCCUGAAAUGUUUGCUUCCAAACUGCAACAAAAACUGGAAUCUGUAUUUAUGUAUAUUUGUUAACAUGUAUUUAUAGAGACAUUAAUAAGAAAGAUCAUCAGUAUCUUUCCAUCUAAACUUAAUGCUACAGAGGAAAAUACAGGUAAUCGGUAAUUAGUUGACUAUUAAAAUAUUUUUUUUUGGCAGCCAAGUUCAAGUUGGGAAAGUUUUUGACUAUUUCACAUAGUGUAAACUUUUCUCUUUCACUCAUUUGGCUUUAUUUGCAUAAAUCUGGGGUCUAAACACAAUAAUUCCCCCAAACAUCUUUCAGUUUCAUAACACACAGAUCAGUUAUUGUUGCAUUUUGGAAAAAAAUAAAACCUGUCUUGUAAAUACAUGUUCAUAUAUAGUCUGUAUUUAUGUGAUCAUGUGAUGGACCUAAAUACUUUAACCUUUGCACUACACAAAUUAACACUUGCUAGUGUUUAUACUAAUAUGGUUUUCAGAAUGCAGUUGUUUUGUUGUCUCUAGUUAUGUUUACAUCCUAAUGUUCAUAAACUAAACAUAUCAGUCCAUUUAAACUUUCAUGUAUACCAUUUCUUUUUUAAAUGUGUUUGUAUAAAAUGCCUCGUAUCCUAAUAUUAUUUAUAGCUGCUGUCAGAACUGAUGAUGAUAUUAAGCCACGCACUUUACAGCUUUGAUUUGUCCGUUUUUACUUUUCUUUCUCAAACUUCAUUUUUAUCCCACUUUUGAAUUCAAAUCUCCAACUUUUCAUCCGUGGUGCAUUCAAGUGCAUGUUGUAGCACCCAAAACAUUGCAAAAGAGAUUGUUUUAUAUGUAUAGUUACAUAUAUUUUUAGGAUGAGGUUUUUUUUUUUUUUUAAACAGCUUUAUAGUGACAGUUUUGUUAAUAUUUUCCUUUUUUGAAGUGCUUUGUUUUUGAGCAUCACCGUGUGCGCUUUUUUGUUUUUUGUCCCCCUCACACUUUCAUUUCACUAACCUUCCUGCUCAGACAGUCUCCUCUCUACGACGGCGUCUGUCGUCGUUGUGAUUUAUGAGUUUAAUAAAAGCGUGUGUGUGUGCAUGCACAUUUGUAUACGUAGCUCAGGGCCAUACUGUCCCUUACAAUCACUCCACAAGCUCUCUGUUCACAGCCUCUCCCUCCCGCCGUGGCUGACAAUAGCUGUGAAUGUGGCUGAGAAUGGUUUGGAAGUGCCCUUGUCAGAUUGGCGUCCUUGAGUGAGGGCACAGUUGUUUCUGCCAGUUUGUUAAUUUCAAACUUGCCUCCGCGUCCCCUAAAGGAGCAAAAACUAAAUUACGGUUGUAUAGUUUUGACGCAGACACCGGCCCCGCUGUGUGUUUGUGUGAGUCUGUGUACAGCUGCUGGCACAUCUGUGUUGUACAAAUGAAGCAAAAAGAAGUCCUGAACUGACAUGGCAGGAACAGGAGUUUCUGUAAGGAGUCAUUUCGGCUGAGUUUGACCAUUUUUAGGAUUAUAGGAAAUCUUGUGUGCACAUUAUUUAAAUCUCCAAACAUAUAAACAACUAUAUCAACAUGGAAUUGAUGCUCACUAAUCACUCAAAUAUUUUUAAGUUAUUGUGCCUUUUUUUCUCUUUUUUUAAGUGUGUUAACAUGGUUCACUUAAUCCUGUUUCCUUUCACAUUGUCACUUUUAAAAACAAAAACAUCCGUUACAGUUUAAUGAAAUAAAGAAUGGUGACAGCUUGA